AUGUCAUCUCCCAAAGUUGCCAUUAUCGGAGCUGGCCUCUCAGGCCUUGCCCUGGCUCUGGCACUGCACCAACAGGGUAUCGAAAGCAUAGCCUACGAACAACAAAGUGCUCCCCUCGAUAUCGGAGGCGCAAUUAUGCUCUCCCCGAAUUCUCUCCGCGCUCUAGACAAACUCGGUGUCUUCAAGCGCAUGCUUCCUCGCAGCUACAAGUUCAACGAACUAUACUUUCUAUCUCAGGAUGACAAGCUCGUCGACGUCUUUGUUUUUGGAAACGAGGAAAAGUACGGGUACACCGGUAUUCGUGUCUACCGUUUCGAACUUAUCAAAAUCCUCCUUGACCUUGUCCGCGAAGCAGGAAUCAACGUUGAAUAUGGAAGAAAGUUUGACCAAAUUGUCAACGAGACUGAGCAGAGUGUUACUUGGCGCUUUACUGAUGGCUCAGAAGAGACAGCUGAUCUUCUCAUUGGUGCUGAUGGUAUUCACUCUCGUGUACGAUCAUAUUUCUACCCUGAUCUCACACCCAAGUUUACAAACAUGAUCGGCGUCACAGCUGCUGUUCCAACAAGUCAACUCAAGCUUGAAGAAGGCGACUACAAACUCCCUGCUACCUUUAUGCACGACAAGCGCGGCGCUUUCGUCAUCGCACCUCAGUUAGCUGAUGGUUCGGAAGUUCUAAUUGGCAAGCAAAAAGUAUUCGUUGGAGAAGAUCCAGGCCGUGAUGCUUGGAAAGCAAUGAAUUCUGACAAGACAUGGUGUGUUGACUUUCUCCGCGAAGGAAAAGAAGACUACCCUCCCAUCGUCUCCAACGCGACGUCUCACAUCUCACCCGAGAGGGUUAAUCUCUGGCCAUUCUACCUUCUCCCCAAGCUGGACAAGUGGGCCUCUAGCGAUAAGCACGGUCGUGUGGCUAUUCUUGGAGAUGCAGCCCAUGCUCUUCCUCCCACUGCUGGACAAGGCGUCAACCAAGCUUUCGAAGAUGUUUAUACUUUCGCUGGUGUUCUGGGUCAAUUCAAACAGAAUACUGGCAAGGGUUUGAGUAACACUUUGGAUCGUUGGCAGAAGGGAAGACAAGAGCGUGUUGAUAGGAUCAUUGAGUUGAACAAUGAGAUUAACAAGAGGAGGAUGCCAAAGGUGGACGGUGUCGAGGUUGAGACAAAGCCUUUUGAUGUGAACUGGCUUUACUCGGUUGAUUUGGAUGAAGCUGUCAAGCAGUUUGUGGGAAGUGACUGA
Messenger RNA from Fusarium venenatum, 1230 nucleotides. RefSeq lists its product as uncharacterized. Gene Ontology annotation, molecular function: monooxygenase activity; FAD binding. Lineage: Eukaryota; Fungi; Ascomycota; Sordariomycetes; Hypocreales; Nectriaceae. The record is from RefSeq and is a predicted model, not a curated record.